Messenger RNA from Sesamum indicum (sesame), 1056 nucleotides. Its product is annotated as endochitinase EP3. Gene Ontology annotation, biological process: cell wall macromolecule catabolic process; carbohydrate metabolic process; chitin catabolic process. Lineage: Eukaryota; Viridiplantae; Streptophyta; Magnoliopsida; Lamiales; Pedaliaceae. Gene Ontology annotation, molecular function: chitinase activity; chitin binding. The record is from RefSeq and is a predicted model, not a curated record.
UUUUUCCUCACUAAACCACACCAAAACCCCCCAAGAAUGGCGCUUUUCCUCAUUGAAACCAAAUCUGUACUAGCUCUGGCACUUGCAGCAAUAGUUCUCACAGUCGGGACGCCGGUCCUCGGGCAAAACUGCGGCUGUGCACCCGACUUGUGCUGUAGCCAGUGGGGCUACUGCGGCACCGGCAAUGGCCAGUCGGGCCCGUGCUCCGCCCCGCCCAGCAGCAACGGCGUUUCCGUUCCGGAUAUUGUGACCGACCAGUUUUUCUAUGGAAUUGCGGAUCAGGCUGCCGCGAGUUGCAGCGGGAAGGGAUUCUACACCCGCGCAGCGUUUCUUGAAGCGCUCAACUCGUAUCAGCAGUUUGGUACUGUGGGUUCGUCAGAUGAUUCGAGGCGUGAGAUUGCAGCGUUCUUUGCGCAUGUCACGCAUGAGACUGGACAUAUGUGCUACAUUGAGGAGAUCGACGGCCCAUCUAAAGACUAUUGCGACGAGACCAACACACAGUACCCAUGCGCGCCCAACAAGGGCUACUACGGGCGGGGACCGAUACAAUUGUCGUGGAACUUCAACUACGGCCCAGCAGGCAAUAGCAUAGGAUUUGAUGGUUUGAACAACCCAGAAAUUGUGGCGACGGGUCGAGUCAUAUCUUUCAGGACUGCCUUGUGGUAUUGGAUGAAUAAUUGCCAUGAUCUCAUUGUUUCCGGCCAAGGCUUUGGGGCUACGAUUCGCGCCAUUAAUGGUCGUCUUGAAUGUGAUGGGGCGAACCCGGACACAGUAAGCGCUCGUGUCCGGUAUUACACACAGUAUUGCAAUCAACUCCAAGUUGAUCCUGGCAAUGAUUUGAGAUGCUAAUAUAUAGAAGGUUGUAGGUUUUUCUUUUUCUUUUAUAUAUAAAUAUAUACACAUACUUGGUACUAUAGUUGGAAUUGUAUCCAUAUGAUAUGAUCAUAUGUUUUAGUUAAAUUGUUGGUGUGCAAUAAAUCCCCAAAUAUUAAGUUUGGAUCGUUUUGGUGAUACUUUAGGUUAUGACAAAAUAGUAAUGCAUUUACUUGUUCUUAA